GCGGCGCUCUGCACGUAGGAAGCGCUUAACGGAUACCAACGUGAUCAUUUAAGAAGGCUCGGGCCGAGUGGAAGGGGGCGGCGGGUCGCCUGGAGAGACGGAGCCGCAGAGACGACCGGAGACACGGAGCGAGACGGAGAGAGCAGGCGCCCGCCAGGUGGGAGCCUGACCUCCGACCUAUGUGCCGCCCGAUCCCUGCCCUCGGCGGCGGCGAGGAGCCCACGAUCGCAUGACCCUGGACAUGGACGCCGUCCUGUCGGAUUUCGUCCGCUCCACGGGGGCAGAGCCGGGGCUGGCCCGGGACCUCCUGGAAGGAAAGAACUGGGACGUGAGCGCCGCCCUCAGCGACUUCAAGCAGCUGCACCAGGUCCACGCCAGGAACCCCACCCCGGCCUUCCCCCUGGGGCGCGGCCGCGGCCAGCCCCCCUCCGACGACCGGGAGCCGGGCCCCCCGCCCCCCGGCCGGCCCUGCCUGCAGCGGCAGGAUGACGUCGUCCAAGAGAAGCGCCUGUCCCGCGGCAUCUCGCACGCCAGCUCCACCAUCGUCUCCCUGGCCCGCUCCCACGUGUCCGGCGGCAGCGACGGCGGGGGCGGCGAGCAACCCCCGGACAUGCCCGUUUGUGCCUUCCAGCUGCCCGACCUGACCGUGUACACGGACGACUUCCGCGGCUUCAUCGAGCGGGACCUCAUCGAGCAGUCCAUGCUGGUGGCCCUGGAGCAGGCCGGCCGCCUGAACUGGUGGGCCCAGGCCGACGCCGGUUGCCAGAGACUCCUCCCGCUGGCCACCACCGGGGACGGGAACUGCCUGCUCCACGCGGCCUCCCUGGGGAUGUGGGGAUUCCAUGACCGGGAUCUGAUGCUCCGCAAAUCCCUCUACGCCCUGAUGGACAAGGGCGUGGAGAAGGAGGCCCUGCAGCGGCGCUGGAGAUGGCAGCAGACGCAGCAGAAUAAGGAGGUGAGAGCGAGGGGGCAGAAGAAGGGCCCCCUCCCCGAACCCCAACCCGGCCCACCGGUCCCCCCCGGACACCCGAGCUCCGGGCCGAGCCGGAGGGAAAUACCGGGGGCGCGGCCGGGGCGGGGGUCCCUCGUCCGGCCCCCUGCCCUCGGUAGACCAUCCCGGACCGACGGCGGGCCAGUUCGCGGUCGGCGACGGGUCGUCGGGGAGGUCCACCGGAUCGGCCCCGACGGCGGUCCCGUUUCGGAGACGGGGAAACUGAGGGCUCGGGAAGCAGCGGCCGGGGUCACCCGGAAGGCCGGCGGCGUUGCCGGCACGCGAAGCCGGGGGCCCCGGGCUCUCCCCACGGGGGCCGCCCUGCCCGCGACGGUGGAGGCCUCGGAGGAGCCGGUGUACGAGAGCCUGGAGGAGUUCCACGUGUUCGUCCUCGCCCACGUGCUGAAGCGGCCCAUCGUCGUCGUGGCCGAUACCAUGCUGCGGGACUCCGGGCGGGGAAGCGUUUGCCCCGAUCCCCUUCGGGGCAUCUACCUGCCCCUGGAGGUCCCGGCCGGCAAAGUGCCCACCGCUCUCCCGCUGGUGCUGGCCUACGACCAGGCCCACUUUCCGCCCUGGUGUCCCAUGGAGCAGAAGGAGAGCUCCAAGGAGCAAGCGGUGAUCCCGCUAACGGACUCGGAGCACAAGCUGCUGCCCGUGCAUUUCGGCGUGGACCCCGGGCGUGGCUGGGAGUGGGGCAGAGAUGACAGCGACAACGUCAGGCUGGCCAGUGUGACACUGUCCCUGGAGGCCAAACUGCAACUUCUGCACAGCUACAUGACCGUCAAGUGGAUUUCAUUGCCCAGUGACAUGCAGGCCCCCCUGGCCCAGCCGGAGUCCCCGACGGCCUCGGCGGGCGACGAGGCCCGCUCGGCGCCCGAGUCCGGGGAGUCGGACAAGGAGUCGGUGGGCGGCGGCUCGGCGGGCAACGGGAGCGGCCGCGGGGACGGGGAGCGCGACGGGGACAAGGCCAAGCGGGACAAGGAGAAGAAGCGGGCCGACUCGGUGGCCAACAAGCUGGGCAGCUUCGGGAAGACGCUGGGCAGCCGCCUGAAGAAGAACAUGGGGGGGCUGAUGUCGGCCAGAGCGCCCAAGGGGGCGGCCCCGGCCAACGGGGACCCCCUGGAGAAGAAGAAGAAGGGGGGGUCGCGGAAGGGCGCCAAGGAGGAGGCGGCGGCCGGGGGCCGGGACCCCGCCGAGAAGGGGCAGGCGGAGCGGGGCGGCGGGGGCUACGGGGCCGAGGCGCGGCAGAGCGCCAGCACCCUCCGCGGGGCCCUGGCGGGCGAGCGCCGCUUCCUGCUGGCCGGCAGCCUCCAGACCGGUCAGCGCCACCAGUACCAGGAGCAGAUGAUCCGGCGCUACCUGGCCGACGCCCAGGACCGCUUCCUGGCCCACCGGAGGCCGCAGGAGCCCCCCAAGGCCCCCGCCCCGCUCCCCGGGGGCCGGGACUCCCCCGGCUCCCCCGGGCCCAGCCCGGCGCCCCCCUGCCAGGACCCCCGGAGGCAGGCGGCCGGCGGGCCUCCCCUCUACGCCACCUUUCCCCGCCAGUGCCCCCCGGCCCGCCCCCACCCCCACCCGCACAGCCCCCCGCGCCCGGCCCGGCCCCCCGGCCCGGACGCGGACCCGCCCCCCGGCUACCCCGCCGCGGACCCCGGGGGCGGCCCGGCCCCCGGCCCGCACGGCGCCGCCGGCUCGUGCGAGCCCCCCGAGCCGGGCGGCCCGGCGGGGGGCCGCCCGCAGACCAAGUGCCGCCAACCGCACUGCAGCUUCUACGGGCACCCGGAGACGGGCCACCUGUGCUCCUGCUGCUACAAGGAAGAGCUGAGGCGCGCCGACCUGCUCCUCCACCGCUUCUGACCGGGCACCCGCCCCCCCGGGGCGGAACCGCGGUGACCUCCGGGGCGCGCCCCCGCCCGGCACCCGUCCUCCACCGGGGGUGAGCGGCGGGGCCGGGGCGGCGGGCCCCCCCGGUCCCCGCUCCCGUGGGGAGGGGGAGGGUCUCGGCCGCCCAAAUAAAUAGACCGAAGCGCUCGGAGGAGUGGGGGCUCCCGCGCGGGGCGGACCGGUGGGGCAGGAGCGGCGUCAAGUGGGGGGGGCGGGGGGGGUUCUCGCUCCGCAACUGGGCACGGGAGGGGGAGCGCGGGGGUCCUGCGUGGUUCAGGGGGGAGGCCGGCCCGGGGGGCGGCCCGGCGAUUCUAAAAUGAGACGCGGAGGGCCGGCCCGUCUUCCGAGGGACGGAGGGGCCGGGCUCCUCCCGGACACGGGGCCGGAUUCCCCGAGCCGGCCCGCGUGGGCGGACGGCCGCCUGGGCCGGGGGGAGCGGGGACGGACACCGGCCGGGCCCGCCGACCCAAACCCGGCCCCCGGGCCCGGCGGGAGGGCACGCGUGGUCUGACUGCCGGUCGUGCGCCCGCGACCCCCCAGAAACCACCCCCCCGGCCCGGCCCUCGCCCGGCCGCGUCACCUCUCUGCCCUGCCUGAGGGAGACCGCCUUCCCCUACCUCUCCUUGCCCGCUACCUCCUCCGGCUGCCCGCCUGGAGCACCCCACCCCACCCCCCCAGAAAAAAAAAAUGAUGGGCGGUUAUUUAAAAAAGAAAAAGAAUUUACACAAAGAAUAUUUUUGAUAUCGGGGGCGCACCAGAGUGGGUGGGUGGGGGGUGGCAUUUUAAAAAG
This is a messenger RNA of Ornithorhynchus anatinus (platypus), 3662 nucleotides long. RefSeq names its product OTU deubiquitinase 7B (gene OTUD7B). NCBI's taxonomy places the organism in Eukaryota, Metazoa, Chordata, Mammalia, Monotremata, Ornithorhynchidae. The record is from RefSeq and is a predicted model, not a curated record. Gene Ontology annotation, biological process: protein K11-linked deubiquitination; protein K63-linked deubiquitination; protein K48-linked deubiquitination. Gene Ontology annotation, cellular component: nucleus; cytoplasm. Gene Ontology annotation, molecular function: cysteine-type deubiquitinase activity; K63-linked polyubiquitin modification-dependent protein binding; DNA binding.